AUGAUUACCGACCAAGACAGACAAAAGGUCAUCGACGGACGACAUGGGCUGGAAGACUUGGAGAAGUCCUUGGUAAAGGCCCUCGGUCCUCUAAGCAGCAACAUCGACGAGUUCUACAAGACCAUCACUCUGCCCUCUAGUCACAAGGCGGAACUAAAGGUCUGGCGAUCGAAAUCCACACCAGCCGCUGACAGACCGCUCAUCUUGAUGUUUCAUGGCGGUGGCUUCGCGGCCGGAUCUAUCGAAAUGUGUACACGUCCUGGGCGUGAGUUUGCAGAAGAUUUUGGGGCGGUGGUGGUAUCGUCGAGCUAUCGACUUGCACCAGAGAAUCCGUUCCCGGCGUCCGUAUCCGACGGAAUGGAUGUAGCCAGAUGGCUCUCCACUCACGCCGCUGAAGAAUUGGGCGCCAGUCUCGAAAAAGGUUUCAUAGUAGGCGGACUUUCAGCAGGUGGAAACAUCGCAGCAGUAAUUGCCCAUCAACUGAAGCACGAAGCGCUCCAAUUCCCGAUCACAGGCUCUUUCAUCGGCAUCGCUCCGUUGCUGAUCGAAUCCACCGUACCCGCCCAGUACAAGCACCUCUGGACCUCUCGAACAGACAACCCCAAGGGCAAUCCGCAUUUUGGUUACAAAGGCGAUGAGAGAAUGGUCGAGCUACUGCAGGCGGAUCCCGCGUCACCGCUCUAUUCGCCUACGAAUGAUUUGGCCGGUCUGGGAGGGCUUCCUCGCACGUAUUUUCAGUUGGGUGACAACGAUCCUCUGCGCGACGAUUGCGUGGUCUAUGCGAAGGCGCUCGAGGACGCUGGUGUGCAGGUCAAGAUGGAUAUCAUUCCCGAUAUCGGGCAUGAGUGUUUUUCAAUCUGGUACAACGAAGAGGAAGGAAGUCCUAAAGAACUCAAGACCAAAACGAUGGAAGGCAUUGCGUGGUUGCUCGGGAGGACGUACAGCGAGACUGGAUGA
Messenger RNA from Zasmidium cellare ATCC 36951, 957 nucleotides. RefSeq lists its product as uncharacterized. Gene Ontology annotation, molecular function: hydrolase activity. Lineage: Eukaryota; Fungi; Ascomycota; Dothideomycetes; Mycosphaerellales; Mycosphaerellaceae. The coding region runs from base 1 to 957 and encodes 318 amino acids. The transcript is spliced from 2 exons. The record is from RefSeq and is a predicted model, not a curated record.